Acanthocheilonema viteae is the source of this 661-nucleotide messenger RNA. The record is from the annotation of a GenBank genome assembly. NCBI's taxonomy places the organism in Eukaryota, Metazoa, Nematoda, Chromadorea, Rhabditida, Onchocercidae.
AUGGGUAAUAAAGAAUCGACGAAUUUUCAUGAAUCUUCUAAAAUAGUUCGUCAAACAUCCCACAAAAGACAUUCAUAUACGACGUCACCCUCUCGAACAAGAAGCGAAUCAAUUCCACAUCCGCAAGGUUCCCGUAAAUUAUCAAGUUUUCGAAAAGAGGAAGAAACAGAAUUGCCAACUGCUUCUAUCGAAAAGAAUCGCAGCAAAUCAUUUCGUGAAAAACCGAGAUAUAUGGAUGGGGCCAGACGACGACCAAAUAUUUGUGAAAUUACUGGUUUGAGUGCGCAUCAAAAAGCAAUUCUGACGACAAUGUGGCGGCAGUUACCACGUGGUUUAGUAUUUGAUCUCGGGAAACGUGUCUUUGGAAUAAUCUUUGAACGGGACCCAAAUUUAUUGGUAGUCAUUAAUUUGGAACAUCUUCAAGGUACUGACCAGUGGCAAGAACACCGUUUCACCCAUGCGCUAUCGCAAUCAAUGCGCAAUUUGGCAGAACCGAUCGUAGCAGCUGAUCGAUUGCAAGAAUUUGGCGCAGCUUACGUAAAUCAGGAAGAUUUUGUGCGUGGAGGGUUUGACGUUUGUGUUCCGCACAGCUAUUGGGAUCGACUCUCAGCGGCAAUUACGACAACAGCAAAAGAAUUCUUAAAUAAACAACAAGUGAAAG